CAUGAACAGUCGCGAACAUCGUGGGGUCCAGCCGUGGAUCCACUUUGAGAGCUCGAACCCUAAACAGAUCACAAUGUUGCGCGCGCUCUCAAUCGUGAAGCUUUUAGUCCUGUUUUGGGUUCCGAAGAAGCACGAAAGAUUUCAAGAUUUCAACGGGAAAGAACCGCUCAUGGGCAGCCUUCUGUAAGCUUGAGGAAGAACCAGCACAACAAGAAGAGCCAUCACCAGCCCAACCAGAGACCAGAGACACCACCAGUUCGUUCGUCAAGUUUCCUUGUCUCGCCUCUUUCUUCUUACUCGUGCCUUUGCGAUUUCUGUCUUGGGCGGUGUUCGUACGAACUCCAGCACGGUUGUGCGAGGUUUCCAAAGAACAUUCAUUGCCCAAGCAACCCAAAAAGUUCUAUUUGUCUUUCCUGCUCUUGUGAAUCAAUCACAUCAAUCGGCACCUUACUCGAGCAUCAGUUUGCCAUACUUGCUUUGGCCAGAUUCCAUCUUGUUUUCCCACUAAAUUGAUAAUGACUGCAACUACAACUAAAAACAACACUACCGUUGGUUCCACAACAGCAAAUACUGCUGAUGAAGAAAACCAGCUCAAGACGCUCGAUAGCGAGCCCAACGACAACCAACUGAAACCAGGUGGAGCCUUUCCAGAGGAAGAUUCAGCCCCCAACGAAGAACCAGAUAUUAUGGUUGUCGCUCUAGCUGAUGAUGGCGAAGAAGCCGACGACGGUGUGGCAGAAACAGCCACGAAGGACGAACGGAAACAAGAUGAGAACCCCUCAGACGAGACACAUUUUGCCGAUGAACAAGACCCAGAGCUCAAAUUCCCGUUUCCAAAAGCCUUCCACGAUCCAAUCAGCAAUAAGAUUAUGGUCGACCCUGUCGUCUUGCCAGACGGUAACAGCUACGAAAAGGAAGAUGUGAUUUCCCGUGCCAAUGGCGAAAUCCACUAUCCAAACCGUGCACUAAAGGCAUACAUCGAGGCGGAGCUGGAUCGAUACGGGGAUGCAGGCACUGUACGGGCGGCCGUGCAACAGUGGGGUGAGAGCUUGCGAUCGGGGUGGCAACGGCUGAUAGAAAAUUCGCCCUUGCCAGCGGGAGAAGAACGAACUCUGCCAACGGCAUUUUACGGACCCAUCACAUUUGAACUCUUGCAGGAACCCGUCAUUGAUCCUGACGGACAUUCGUACGAAAAGGCUGCAAUUUACCAAUGGAUCCAGGCCAAUGGCGACUCCCCCGUCACGCGAAAACCUUUGACAAUCGAACAACUUUACGACAACAACGCCUUGCUGAAUGUGAUGGAAGAACUCAGCGACGAAAAUGGACCACAACCCGUAAGCGCGUGUAUGCGUCGAUGGAAAGAGGAACACUUGAACCACACUCCCACUCCGCCGCCGGAUCCCACGGCACCUCAAGCCAGCAAUAUAGAAAGCAGCAACCAUGGCCCUACCAUGCCGAAUCCACAAUAUCCAACAACCCGAGAAGAUUUGGAGGCUUUGCAGCGUCUUCGAAACCAAAAGCAUGCCACUCUGUUCGGAAUCCUGGUCAUCUGCCUGCUCAUCUUCUUUUUCGCGCCGUCGUACUUUUUGUGCUUCCUAAUGAUUCUGGUGGCGGCUUCGAUUGUAUAUGCGCCACAGAUGGCCCGCCAUCGACAGCUAGAAGAUCGUCGGCGAGAGAUCAUUGCGGAGGCUUAUCGCCGACAGCAGCGACAGCAACAACGCCGACAACAACAGCAACCACAGGCGGCUCCCUAAGUCGAUCAAAAAUGCAACGAGAACCAGCCAUCUCUUCUUAUGGUCAAUACGGACCACCAACAUGAAAGUGGCGACGAAUUUUGCUUCGAAGUUGGCUGCAGCCGAUAAAAGGAAAUAUCAUCCACAACCCCAACAACAAUUCAAUGAGUAACUCAUAGCAGCAAAUCGCAUGUACCACUGGAUGUGUACAAUGAUUCUAACAUGUAAUAAAAAGGGGGAAAACACAAGCCUUCACUGCGAGAGCCAUUAGUAGCCAACCGGUAGGUGCCGGUACCAACGGAUGAAGCUGAAUGACAUCCGAAAUUUGUAUUGAAAUGU
Messenger RNA from Seminavis robusta, 2072 nucleotides. NCBI's taxonomy places the organism in Eukaryota, Bacillariophyta, Bacillariophyceae, Naviculales, Naviculaceae. The record is from the annotation of a GenBank genome assembly.